AAGGAAGAUCAGGGCAACUGUGAGAAUCACACCGAGGAGAUGGGAACGGAGAGUCGCGGCACUAAUUAAGCCAUUUUUAAAUAGAAAUCCUCGUCGUAUGUACUUAACUCGGUAAAUGCUGCUGUUGUUUACAUUUAUUGACAGGGAAAAUUUAGGUUGACAAAAGAUCCACGGGCCCGGGCCUUAGUCCGCGGUCUUGAGUUGAACAGUCAUCCGACAUCAGAGCGAGUGAGUCGGUGUGAACAGCAGAGCCCUGCUGCACAUGAUGGGCGACAGUAGAGAUUCCCGUAGUCCAGACAGCUCAUCCGUUUCCUCGCCUCCAUCAGGUCAGCGUUCGCCCCCGUUGGCCCCUUCAGCCGCCGCCAUGACUUCCCUGCCACCCAUCACUUCGGCUGUGAACAGUCCCAUCAGCAGCAUGGGCUCACCCUUCUCAGUCAUCAGCUCCUCUCUGGGUUCUCCUUGCCUUCCUGGAACUCCUUCGGUAGGCUACGGCCCCAUCAGCAGCCCACAGAUGAACAUGUUUCCCAGAAACAGAGAGAUCAACUCCACUGUGUCCAUGUCGGGUCUGCACGCUGUCAGCAGCUCUGAUGACGUCAAACCGCCCUUCGGUUUGAAGCCGCUGUCCGCCCACAGCCCAGGGCCCAUGGUAUCUCAGAAACGCUUGUGUGCCAUCUGUGGAGAUCGCUCCUCUGGCAAGCACUAUGGCGUGUACAGCUGCGAGGGCUGCAAGGGCUUUUUCAAGCGCACUGUGAGGAAGGACCUGAGCUACACAUGCAGAGACAAUAAGGACUGUCUGGUGGACAAACGCCAGAGGAACCGCUGCCAGUACUGCCGCUACCAGAAGUGCCUGGCCAUGGGAAUGAAGAGAGAGGUGGUCCAAGAUGAACGACAACGAUCCGUUCAGGAGGAGCGUCAGAGGAACAAGGAACGGGAAGGAGAGGUGGAGUCCACCAGCGCAGCGAAUGAAGAGAUGCCCGUGGAGAAGAUUCUGGAAGCAGAGAUGGCCGUAGAGCAGAAGACUGAGCUGCAUGCAGAUGGCAGCUCAGGGGGGAGCUCUCCGAACGACCCAGUCACAAAUAUCUGCCAGGCGGCUGAUAAACAGCUGUUCACUUUGGUGGAGUGGGCAAAACGGAUCCCUCACUUCAGUGAGCUGUCUCUGGAUGACCAGGUCAUCCUGCUGCGUGCUGGCUGGAAUGAGCUACUGAUCGCGUCAUUCUCUCAUCGCUCCAUCACGGUGAAGGAUGGCAUUCUGCUGGCCACCGGCCUCCACGUGCACAGGAACAGUGCUCAUAGCGCUGGGGUGGGAGCCAUCUUUGACAGGGAGAGUGCGCACAAUGCAGAGGUUGGGGCCAUAUUCGACAGGGUGCUGACGGAGCUGGUGAGCAAGAUGAGGGACAUGCAGAUGGAUAAAACAGAGUUGGGCUGCCUGAGAGCCAUCAUCCUCUUCAACCCAGAUGCAAAGGGAUUGUCAAGCCCAAGUGAAGUGGAGUUACUGAGAGAGAAAGUCUAUGCAUCGCUGGAGGCCUAUUGCAAACAGAGAUAUCCUGACCAGCAGGGAAGGUUUGCCAAGCUCCUCCUCCGACUGCCAGCGCUGCGCUCCAUUGGCUUAAAGUGCCUGGAGCACCUGUUCUUCUUCAAGCUGAUUGGAGACACCCCAAUCGACACCUUCUUAAUGGAAAUGCUUGAAGCACCGCAUCAGCUCACCUAACCGGGACCUGUCUCGAUCCAGUUCAAUCCGGUUUGCACCAGGGUAUCGCAGUCCCCCCCGGACUCUGGGGCUUUACUGUGUCUCACUUCCCAUUAACACCUUCCCCCACAAUUCUCCUACACGUUCUCCCUACCGCACCUUCAAACCAGUACAGCCCUGAAAAAGACUCUAAGCUGUCUGAAAAAAAAAACUUGUUUUCCAUGUAACGUUUUACACAGUAUGAGCUGUCCAGAGAGAUCUUAUUUUUCAAAUUCCCUGGAGGUUCUAAAUCAUAAGCUUCUGCUUCCAGUUUUAGAACUCUCAUAUUGAUUCUAGAGAUCUCUGUGUGUCGUUUUGGUUUGUAUGUUACUCUGAAUGCACGAACUGUACUUAUUUUUUCGUUUGUCACUGCAGUUAGACGGCCCGUCGGCUGAAUUGACAGUGCAUGUGUGACCGGAGCGAGAGUCCGCCGAGCCCUUUGGCUGGUACGAAUCAAGUCGCGGCAGACCUGCCCGUUCGAUUUUGACUGUGGAAUACUGCUAACGCGCUAUCUUUGGGAUUUAUACCUUGAAAUCCUACUUUGUACUGUACUCAUGAAAUGAGUCCGAUUUAUAAACGGCAUUGGAAAUUCUCGGCCUGCUGCAUCUGGCCCUUACGAAGUGCAGGCUGGAAUUUUACAUUUGCGAAUAAAUGUAUGCAGGUUUUGUUGGACAUGAAAUUUUGAUCAUGUUCCAAGGAGGGCCUAAAGGCACAGAUUAAAUCUCGCAGGAGAAUCCUGCUUUUUUUGGCGGCAAUAGGAGGGUCGACCUUUUUUUUUUUUUUUUUUUUUUUUUUUUUUUUUUGAUUUAUGUCGUUUUUAAAUAGGCUGGUAUUGGUUUUGGUACCUUCUAGAGGACCUUAUACCUUUUGCAAUUUCUUAAUUCCCCCAAGUUCCUUUGAUCCAUUUAGUCACCAAUUCCUCAAAUGGGAACCAAAUCCACACCAUGCCCCCCAAAAGACAAAUAUUUAUAGUGUGUAUGUGUGCUGUGAAAAGUAUGUCCAACCACUCUUGUCCUUUCCACGUGAUCGGUGUUGCAGGCCUUUUUCUUUUGUGUUCAUGAAAUCAGCUUGUCAUCAGGCUCCUCUGGAAUUAACUGGUACUAACUUUGGCAUAUUAAAAAAACAACGGUGAUUCUGUUUGUUUAAAGGCUGGAAUGCACUACAUGAUUUUUAAGUCCAUUUUUAUCCCAAUUAAUGGUCAAGUCACCUUCAUUUAUAUAGCGCUUUUAACAAUACAGAUUGUGUCAAAGCAGCUUUACAGUAUUAAUUAGAAAAAUAUUGUCAAUAAUGCAAAAGGACAAUAGCACUCCAAACACUCAAUUUUCAGUUAAAGGCAGUUUUGGAGCCAGUCAGCAGAUUUUGGACAUUCAGGGUUGAUUGAUUUCACAGAAAAUUGCAUUUUGGAUGCAGACUCCCAAUUUUGUUGAGCUCCAGACUAUGAUUCCAUCCAGUCAGAGAACAUCAAACAUAUUUGAUAUUUUAAGCCGAUUUUAGAAACCAUUUUGUUUUCAUUUGACAUGUCUAGUUACAGAGUUUUUUUGUUUUGUUUUGUUUUUUGGGGGUUUUUUUUAUGAUGCCCAGUUUAUUAAGUAUAUGUUCAGAUUUGGUGUAUUCCAGCCUUCAUGUGUUGUAGUAGAAUCACCUUCUACAUUCCAUCCAUGCAGGUUGCUUCCCUCAAAGCAACUCACUAAAUCUUGCAAGAACGUAUUGUCAAACACAUCCGUCUUAUUCAACAGACUUAGGGUCAUGUAAGAAUUCUGCGUUCAAUCUGAAAGGUCGACGUGUCAAAACCAGCAUCCAUCACAAUCUAUGCAUUUAUGUGAGAGCGAUAGUAUAGUCUUGGAGAAAGACUGAACAUGCCAUCAGGGAAAGAAUCCAGCAAAUGCACCAGUAUUAAUGGUGGGCACCAUUUUUGUGGCUCAAACCAAGUAAUUUUAGGCAGAGACUUAAGAUCAAAUACUGACAGUAUUUGAAGUUUUUAUAUAAAAGAAUAGCUAGAGAUUGCAAAUGGUCCCACCUUUUUUGGUGCUAAUAAUGACAACAGUUAGACAUACAUGUUGACACCAAAAUAGACGCACAGCAGUGGUCAAAAUAUGCAAUUUCUCCAAUAAGCUUGAAUUUGAUAUGCCAACUUCUUGUUUAAUACACCAUCUUCUGCAUAACGAUUAUCCACCAACAUGCAGAUUCCUAUUACUGUCUGUGCUCUUGUACAAGUGUUUUAUACAUCCACGAGGUGCUUAAAUUUGAAUCUGAAUGAGCAUCAGAAACAAUGGUUCACAAGGACUGAUGGAUUGUAUUGUGAUCCAUAAUAUAUUAGCCAUUGACUGAAUCCAGACUUCCAAUGAUAGCUUUGGAUCUUCUAGUUUAACUUCCCUACACGUUUGUUUUGUUGAGGCCAGUGAUAGGAAGAAUCCUGUUUCGAGUCUUUUCAAUGUGAUCAACAACUGACCUCUGGUCCUUAAAUUUGGCUUCCCAGUAGUUUAGAGUUUUCUGUAUUUUCUUGCAUGUUUUGUCUACCCGGUUUCCAUUUAUCCAGGAAUUGAAGCUAAUUGGGUUGGUGUUGAUGGUCUGCUCUAUAUCUGAAUGGUGGGAAGGCUUAUUUGAUUGAGCACUGUAUGCUUGUGUUGCACAUGGGUGACUCGAGUCUCGCCAGAGUUGUUAGUCAGCCUGUGUGUGUGUGUGUGUGUGUGUGUGUGUGUGUGUGUGCAGCAAUGCAGAAGUCCUAUGUGAAAGAUGCAUCAAGAGUCUUUCCUUGAAAUGGAGUGCAAUGGCCUCUGUCUCCUAUUACUUGAUUGCAGUUUGCCAUAAUCAACUUUCGCUUGAAUACAUAUUAAUCCAGACAUACGCUGUGAGCUUGUGUUCGUGUGGCCGACCCUCCCUGUCUUUUGGGGUCCACUUUUAUUUUCUCUCCCUGAAAAUUGUUACUUUUUUUUCAUGAUUUCAUCUUUUAACGGCUCUCUAAGGUUGCAAAGCGUUUAUAAAAAUGAAUAAUAUACAGCUUGCACAGGUUUUGUACCAUUUGUCUCGUAACCCCUGAAUUACCCAUGAUGCACCUGAACUGAUUCAGCACUGCCAAACAGGUGUGAGGGGAGUGUUUUCUUGGGUGUUCCUGACUAACCCCUACUGGUUGACUGUGUACUGUGAUUAUCACUAAACAGAGCCCCUAUUGCAACUAUUUAUACAGAGCUGAGUCAGAGAACCGGAGGGUUCUGUUAGUGCGUUUUUUCUAAGGCCUCGUUGCUGCAAUUUUCGUCAGACGCGGGAAAGCCCUCCUGUUUGUGUGUCUGAAGCCGAGCAGCGCUCUGAAAUAUGCACAGUGCAAACUUGAAUUAAUCUCUGCCUGAGAAUGAAGUGGUUAUGCAUGUUACCGUCUGGGAGCUGAUUCGCUGUAUCUGCGUUUGUGGUUUAUUGCUGAAUGUUUGCUUGUGUAAAGAGAGAGAGAUGUGUAAGAUAUGAGUGAGGGUGAAGUGGGUUCAUACUGGUGAAUUGCACAAAACCUUGUCAGGAAUGUGUCUGGGUCAUGCUUGACCACAAAAUCGAAAGAAGGAAAUGUAGUCUUAUUUUUAGGACCUUUUCAUUUUUCAUCAUUGUAAAGUGAUAUUUAAUUUGUGAAUUAUGCUGAUUUUAAAUUAAAAUCAUUGGCCUACAAUAGUGAAAAUCACUAUUUAGAAUAAUUGGAAUGAUGCUUUUUUUUUUUUUUUAUUAUUAUUAUUAUUAUUAUUUCCCUGAUGAUUUUGAGGUGAAAUGUGACCCAGACUUUUUUUUUUUUCUUUUUUUUUUGUGUGUGAGAUUCACUCAUUCAGGAUCAUGUUUGAUAGCUGUACAGCUGAAGGAGGGCUAUAUGAUGAUGAUGAUGAUGAUGAUUUUGUAUUUGUAAAUGGAUGGUUGAUGAAAACGGUGAUUGUUCAGUGGGAGGCUUUAAGAGAUUACGGACUUGAUAUGAAAGAGCUUUCUUAAAAUUUACUCCCACCAAAAGAAAAAUAAAUAUUGCUUCUCACUAUAUGUUUUCUGACUGCUCUUUUCUUAUGCUUUACAUCUUUGUGUAUCCUGACGUAUUAGUGCAAAACUGUUAUGUUAUUUGGGGUCUUUCCCCCACACCCUUCCCUCUUCAUUUUUCUCGUCUAGUUUUUAAUCUGUCUCCAGCAGUUGUGGAAAUGAUUGACUGUACUGAGUGUGGAGAAAGAAAAAUGUCUUUCUUUUCGCUUUAUUGUCAUUAAUUCAGAAUCUGUUUUUGUUGGAUGUACCAUGUGUAAGUAAAGGUUUUAAUACAGCA
This is a messenger RNA of Onychostoma macrolepis, 5999 nucleotides long. RefSeq names its product retinoid x receptor, beta a (gene rxrba). Gene Ontology annotation, cellular component: RNA polymerase II transcription regulator complex; nucleus. Bases 263 to 1708 code for a protein of 481 amino acids. Gene Ontology annotation, molecular function: nuclear receptor activity; zinc ion binding; nuclear steroid receptor activity. The record is from RefSeq and is a predicted model, not a curated record. The transcript is spliced from 14 exons. Gene Ontology annotation, biological process: cell differentiation; retinoic acid receptor signaling pathway; response to retinoic acid. Lineage: Eukaryota; Metazoa; Chordata; Actinopteri; Cypriniformes; Cyprinidae.